ACUGAUGUAGGGUUAGAAUUAGUUACUCUUCGACAUGAACUCCCAUGGCCAGAUUCCUCUCAUCGACGAGGAAAAUCCUCUUUACUGCCCAAGCUUCCCAGCUGCAGCUUAUCUCGCUACCCUCCGGCAAGCUCUUCAAUCGAAUCCUUCUCUUUUUCAAGACCUGUCCUUGCGCUCUUUUUUCUGGAAAAUUGGUCUCUGCUUCACAAAAGAAGAUCAAAACUAUACUAGCAAUGCUGUCGCUCAUAACACCCUGGAUACAUCUUCAUGGCUGAGCAGCUCAGGCGUCCAGUCGCCGAUCAUUCUCGAGCGAAAUCAGGUCUCGGAUGAUUUGCCAGAUUUACCAGUAUUGCGACGUGGAUUAGCUGGAUUGGCGUGGAGGAGAGCUUCUGCACGCCUUCCGAAGCGUCCUCGAGAUUCUGUCGAGCCUGAAGACCCCAUCUUUCUUGGAGGAACAUCAAAACGAGGUCGUUCUUCACAGUCCGUUCAUACGAGCCCUGUCGACAAUAGCAGAAUCAAACCGCUGUCUUAUACUUUGCAUCAUGAUUCACUUGCGGUAUCAUAUCAAGACAUUCCAAGGACUCUCGCAGGUGUCCCUAUUUUCCCCUUCAGGAAACGUCUACCUUUGCUCCCACUCCGUGUCCUCCCUCUCAAAUACUGAACAUAUACAUAUACUGACUAUAUGCGUCUCAGCGUGGGUCUAUGAAUCUGAAACAGGAGAUGAGACACCAGUUGACCUUUCUUACCUGGUAAAUCGCCUUGAAAUGGUCAUUCCGGGCAUGGGUGUGCACCAGACGUUCCUAGGAGACCCUCUGGCCGUUCUACACCUCACUCACCAAAAGAUCACAAACGUUCUGGCAGACCGGGGUAUCGAUCGCAGGAAUGUC
This is a messenger RNA of Suillus subaureus, 887 nucleotides long. RefSeq lists its product as uncharacterized. The transcript has a single exon. NCBI's taxonomy places the organism in Eukaryota, Fungi, Basidiomycota, Agaricomycetes, Boletales, Suillaceae. Bases 35 to 661 code for a protein of 208 amino acids. The record is from RefSeq and is a predicted model, not a curated record.